Messenger RNA from Monopterus albus (swamp eel), 3790 nucleotides. It is a transcript of the gene gsna, whose product is annotated as gelsolin a. Bases 193 to 2415 code for a protein of 740 amino acids. Gene Ontology annotation, biological process: central nervous system development; barbed-end actin filament capping; actin filament severing. The transcript has 17 exons. Gene Ontology annotation, molecular function: actin filament binding; phosphatidylinositol-4,5-bisphosphate binding. Gene Ontology annotation, cellular component: actin cytoskeleton; cytoplasm. NCBI's taxonomy places the organism in Eukaryota, Metazoa, Chordata, Actinopteri, Synbranchiformes, Synbranchidae. The record is from RefSeq and is a predicted model, not a curated record.
GCCAGGGGUGUGUCAUAACGGGGAGUGUCCCGGGCCAUAAGCAUAAACGGCGGCACCCAGCUCCACUGUGCCCCCGACUCGACGCCUCUCUGCUCCCGCUGCAAAUAGAAUCUCUCAUCGCGGCUCAGUCAGGUCCAAACCCGUGCGCUCGUCUGUCCCCGAUCACAGCCCACGCUUUAAAAAUAAGACAGGAUGGCACCGCACCACCCAGAGUUUGAACGGGCUGGACAGAAACCAGGCCUUCAGGUGUGGCGGGUGGAGAACUUUGACCUGGUGCCCGUUCCAGAGAACCUAUAUGGGGGAUUUUACACAGGAGACACCUACCUCAUCCUCAACACCAUCAAACAACGCUCCGGGAACCUGCAGUAUGACCUCCACUUCUGGUUGGGUGAUUUCUGCACCCAGGAUGAGAGCGCCUCAGCGGCCAUCUUUACUGUCCAGAUGGAUGACUUCCUGGGAGGAAAACCCAUCCAGUACCGUGAGGUCCAGGGACAUGAGUCCAAAACCUUUCUGGGCUAUUUCAAGUCUGGAAUCAAAUACAUGACAGGUGGCGUAGCAUCUGGGUUCAAACAUGUUGUCACCAAUGAGGUGACUGUGCAGCGGGUGCUCCAGGUCAAAGGGCGUCGUGUUGUCCGGGCAACAGAGGUGCCCGUCAGCUGGGAGAGCUUCAACCAGGGAGACUGCUUCAUCCUGGACCUGGGAGAUGAGAUCUUCCAGUGGUGCGGCUCCCAGAGCAACCGCUUUGAGAAGCUGAAGGCAACGCAGGUCUCCAAGGGUAUCCGUGACAACGAGCGCAGCGGGAGGGCCCGAGUUUAUGUCUGUGACGAGGGGAUGGAGAGAGAGAAGAUGUUAGAGGUUUUGGGUCCUAAACCAGAUCUGCCUGUAGGAGCCUCGGAUGACAUCAAAGCUGAUGCUUCAAACAGGAUGAGGGCCAAACUCUACAAGGUGUCCAACGCCAGUGGAGGAAUGGCCAUCGCACUGGUGGCAGCAGAAAACCCAUUUGCCCAGAGCGCCCUGGAGUCUGGCGACUGCUUCAUUCUAGACCACGGCUCUGAUGGCAAGAUCUUCGUCUGGAAAGGCAAAGAUGCCAACAUGGACGAACGAAAGGCAGCCUUGAAGGCAGCAGAUGAGUUUAUAAAGAAGAUGGGUUACCCCAAACACACGCAGGUCCAGAUACUGCCAGAGAUGGGCGAGACUCCGCUGUUCAAGCAGUUCUUUAAAAACUGGCGGGACAAAGAUCAGACAGAGGGCUUGGGCGUGGCCUACAUCUCUAACAGCAUCGCCAGGAUCGAGAAGGUGGCCUUCGACGCUGCCAGCCUGCAUGACUCCCCGGCCAUGGCUGCCCAGCAUGGCAUGGUGGAUGACGGCAGCGGAGACAAACAGAUCUGGCGUAUCGAGGGUUCUGACAAGGUCCUGGUGGAUCCUUCCACAUAUGGACAGUUCUAUGGAGGAGACAGCUACAUCAUUCUGUACAACUACCGCCACGGAGGACGUCAGGGACACAUCAUCUACAUGUGGCAGGGCUUGGACUCCAGUCAGGAUGAAAUUGGGGCCUCAGCGAUCCUCGGUGCCCAGCUGGAUGAAGAGCUCGGCGGUGGCCCCAUACAGGUUGUUGGUGCUCCUAUAACCACACAGGUGAGGGUGGUGCAGGGCAAAGAGCCGAGCCAUCUGAUGAGUCUGUUUGGAGGCCAGCCAAUGGUGGUGUACAAGGGGGGUACAUCCAGAGAAGGAGGUCAGUCCGCUCCUGCAGACACACGACUCUUCCAGGUGCGCGCCAACUCUACAGGGCACACCAGAGCUGUGGAGCUUGAUGCAGUGGCAUCCAACCUGAAUUCCAAUGAUGCUUUUAUUCUGGUAACCCCCGGAGACUCCUUCCUGUGGGUGGGAGUGGGUGCGAGUGACACAGAGAAGCAGGGAGCCCAGCAGCUGUGUGCCAUCCUGGGUGUGUCUCCGACCUCCAAGCUGUCUGAGGGAGGAGAGACUGAUCAGUUCUGGGAGGCUCUGGGAGGAAAGGCAGAAUAUCGCACUUCUACCAGACUCAAGGACAAAAUGGAUACUCAUCCACCCAGACUCUUUGCCUGCUCCAAUAAGACAGGAAACUUCAUCAUUGAGGAGGUACCUGGGGAGAUGACCCAAGAUGACCUUGCCACUGAUGAUGUCAUGAUCCUUGACACCUGGGAGCAGGUGUUUGUCUGGAUCGGCAAUGAGGCCCAAGAGGAAGAGAAGAGUGAAGCCAUGACAUCUGCGGUCCGUUACAUCGAGACAGACCCAGCCAACAGAGACCGACGGACGCCCAUAGUGAAGAUCAAGCAGGGCUUCGAGCCUCCCACCUUCACUGGCUGGUUCCUGGGCUGGGACCACGACUACUGGACCACUGACCCUCUGGACCGCGUUAUGGCUGAACUGGCUGCGUGAGCUCUCACCUGAGCCCCCCCCUCCCCUAAGGCCCAACCCCGCUGCUCCACCGCAAGCAACGAGCUACAAUCAUAAAGACUUUAACAGCUGGCAACACACCCUGAAAAUGAGAGAUUUCUUUUUUACAUUUUGUUGGUUUCCAAGGGAUAGAGGUCGACAAAGCAGUGUUUUAAUUCGCUUUGUCUCACAUACUACAGUGAUGCCUUUAUAUCCGUUAUGAAUCCAACCAAUAACAGCAGAGCUUUGACAGAUACACAGGCUUCCUACAGGGUUUUGCACAAGUCUACUACUAUGACUUUUACUGAAAUGCAAUUUGUCUAUUUUUUAUUUUGACAAUAAAACAUGUUCACUAGUGAAAUGUAAUGACAUCAAACAUACAGUAAGACAGUUUAAAGCCUUGGGGUGAUGCAACACUGGAGAACUGCCAAGACCAGACCGCUUAUUAGAAGCAAUAAAACUGAUGCCUUAAUCUUUCCUCUAGUUUACAGUGAACCCAUUUCAAUUCUGAACCUUUUUAAAGGUACUGUUCUAGUUUAAAAUGAGUUGUUUGUACCUUUAGUUUAGAUGUCACAUAUUUAUUUUUUAAAAAUAUGUUAGAUUCUUACCUAGGAAGCUUGGGUGAUGUUGCAGUGGCCAAAUUUUCACGAGAAACCCACGCUUUGCCGCUUUACAUAGUCACGGCUUCUGUAACACCGAGGAUUCUCUAAGCCAUAUUUCAAUAAACCUAAAUGAACCAAAUUAAAGAGUGCUGUCUCUACUUUUACAAACACGCCUCUGAAAUGAAUUUUUUAUUUUGAUAGUACAUUUACCCAAAGGCCUCAUACAUAAAUAUGUCAAAAUAAAACAAAUUCAAAUAUUAGCAAACUGUAGAAAAAAUAGGUUGUUGCAAAAACUAACAAUCAUAAAUCCUGAAAAAAAAACUAAAAAUAUUAAACUAAAGAACUCCCUGACUUUAAUGAGCAUAACCAGAGAAGUCAUUUAGUGGCCUGCAGCAGUUCAAACUCUUAGAGAAGGUCUACGUGUACUCUAAAUGGCUCCUGCAAUCAGAUUAAUUAUUAUGCAGCUGCAGCACAAUAACACUAUUGCAGCAAUAUUCAAACAUACAGACAUAACUGCAGUAAAAAACAAACAAACAAACAAAAACACACACCAGGGUUUGUAUUCCAUAAAACAGAAGGGGAAAAAAAUCUAUAGUUCCACAAAAAAAUCUGGGUUCAGGUGUGACAAACCUAAACCCUCCAAUUAGUCACAACAAUACCAUAAUAAAAAGUGUGUAUAUAUUUGUUGAGCUCAGUUUGUGGAGAUGGAGAGAGAGAGAAACACUACUAAGACAUAUACUAGAUACUGUGACUUGUGCCCUUAUUCCUCAAAGGGA